Messenger RNA from Linum trigynum, 2179 nucleotides. Lineage: Eukaryota; Viridiplantae; Streptophyta; Magnoliopsida; Malpighiales; Linaceae. The record is from the annotation of a GenBank genome assembly.
CGACAUGAUGAUGGGUGGUUUUGAUUGGUUACAAGAAUCUGCUACGAGAUUGUUGUGACUCUAGUUGGCAUAACCAACGACGACAAUGAUGCCACUUGCCUCGAAUCACGACUACAACCAGGGUUCGUCAUAGAGUUGAGGUUUGGUUUCAGAAUUCAGAGCAAGUACCCAUUGUACUGAUUGAAUCCAAAUUCCAAAUCCUCUUUGUAUUCGAAUCAACCACUGUGGUUACCUUCCAUAGGGAUGAAAGUGAAGGGAUUGUUGUCAAGACUGGUUCCAUAGAACUCAAAAGCAUCAAAACAUUGAAAAAGGGGCAGAGAAUUCCCGUGAAGCACAUAAAUGCAGAGGGCCAGAAAGAAGAACAUUUAACAUUCCAAUUUUUCUUUUUCUUGCAGUUUGGUCCCAAACCCUAUUUAUUUCACUUCUCAACAAUCCCUCUGUCUCAUACUUCUCGUGAACCCAUUAUUACUUGCGGCUAAAUCCACCACCACAUUUCCUUCCCCCGCCCACCAAGCCACCAAUGCUCUAUGCCCCAUUUUGCAGUAAAUUCUGCCAUCCUCUCCCACAUAUAUAUAUAUAAACCACAGAAAGAAACCUCCAAAACCCUGCACUUUUCUUCAGAGCUCCCAAAAUCCUCCCAAAAAUGGCACAACUUUCCUCUUUGCCUCUCCUACUAUUCAUAACACUCCUUCAUUUCACUCACAUUGCCUCUUUCACCAUCAUCGUGUCCGACUCCAACAACCAAACCGGUCUGGCUGACCGUGUCGAACCGGGUCAAUUCUCCCCGGACACGAACCAUGCUCGGACCGAGCCCAACGAGCAGGAAGCGGUUUACGACGUGAUGAGGGCGACGGGCAACGAUUGGGCAACCGACAUUCCCGACGUCUGCAGGGGACGGUGGCACGGGAUCGAGUGCGUCCUCGGCAAGGACAACGUCUUCCACGUGGUGUCGCUGUCGUUCGGAGCGCUGUCGGACGAGACCGCCUUCCCGACGUGUGAUCCCUUCAGGUCGUUCAUUUCUCGCUCGGUGACCAGGCUCCCCCAUUUGAGAACCCUCUUCUUCUACCGCUGCCUAACUCACAACCCGCAACCAAUUCCUUCCUUUCUGGCUCAAUUUGGACCCACUCUGCAGACCCUGGUUCUUCGAGAGAACGGUCAUGUGGGUCCCGUCCCGAGCCAGCUGGGGAACCUCAGCCGACUCAGGGUUCUUGAUCUCCAUAGGAACAACCUUAACGGUUCGAUACCGGUUGAGUUGGGCCGGUUGGACGGGUUGAAGUCGUUGGAUUUGAGCGGAAACAAGUUAACGGGUUCGAUACCCUGGGUCACGUUUUCGUCCUUGAAUGUGCUGGACUUGAGCCAAAACCUCCUCAAGGGUUCGAUCCCACCCACCAUUGGCUCGAGCCAUCGACUUAUCAAGCUCGAUGCUAGCCGCAAUCGUCUCACCGGUUCGAUUCCAGAUGCCAUCGGUGGCUUGAAGGAGCUCAUCCUCAUGGAUUUGAGCUACAACCGGCUGUCCGGCCCACUCCCGGCGACCAUCAGAGGCUUAACUUCUCUGCAAGCAUUGAUUCUCAAGGGCAACCCGUUGUGGUCCACCGCUCUGCCUGGCACUGAGUUUGAAGGUAUGAAGGCACUGCAAGUUCUAGUGAUGUCCAACAUGAACCUGUCAGGUCCGAUCCCAGAGUCACUGGCCAGGUUGACGAGCCUGAGAGUGGUUCACCUAGAUGGCAACAAACUCAACGGUUCGAUCCCAAAGGCAAUCGGGGAACUGAGGAACCUGUCGGAGUUGAGUUUAAAUGACAAUGAACUGAGUGGCUCUGUGCCAUUUGGAAGAGAGAUGGUUUGGAAGAUGAGAAGGAAGCUCAAGCUUUACAGCAACACAGGGCUUUGCUAUGAAUCCGGUAGUGGGUUAGGAGGAGACGGUCCAGAUUCUGGUUCCUACUUCGACUUGGAAAUUGGUUUAUGUACAUGACAGUAGCAACGUUGUUGAUAGUUGUUUUUGGUCCAGCGUAUCUCAAUGAAACAACUUCCCAAGUGUAUAGUGAAAGUUCUUCAAAUUACUACUGCAUGCACCAAAUACUAACAAACAGGAUUUACACAUCAUAAACUAGUUCAUCAGAGAUAGAUUUACAUAAAAUUCAAGUACAUUACAAAGUAGAAAUGAUAAAGAUACUGCAAAUCC